AUUUUGACAUUGACAUUCAGAGUACUCCAAAAUACUUUAGAAAUGCGUUGUAUUCCUCGUUUUUACAAAGCAAAGUUACUUUUUAAAAUUAAAUAAGUUGAUAUUAUUUAAUAUUUACCAAUGAUUUAAUAUUUUAAUUAUAACAAUGGACGUGCUUAUGACUUUAGUCUACCUUCUCUUCUCAAUAUGCGUAGUAUACCCUCCUACCGAGUUCGUCACAGCUGGCUUCACGAUAGCCCAGCUCUACCAGAGCUAUCUCGGCUCCGAGAAUGUAAACUUCGUAGGCUACCACAUGAAGAGGAUAACUAUAACUGCUCUGAUACACUCGGCGUUACCUAUGGGGUAUAUUUUGUGUUUGUAUUUCGGUGGUGAGCGGAGUGCGUGGUUAUUGGCGGGGUUCGCGAGCACAGCGAUACUGCCGCUGCUGAUGGUGUACAAGAUAGUGUGUUGGUGGGAGUGCAAGACAAAGCACCCGGCUGUGGCGCCGUUGCUCCCGUAUGUGGUGGAAGGCAGCGAUUGGAGGGUAGUUGCUGCCCAGGUGAAUACAGAGUUCAGAGGCGUGGAUAAGGUGUCUCUCCCACUGACAGCGACCAGUAAGCUGGUGGCGACAGAGACAUGGCUUAUUAAAGUGACCUCCUACAACUUGUUCAUCAUCAAACAGAGUGACUGCGGUCUUGUCGCUACUGAUACAGACAUCCCGGACCUCACAGCUUCAAUUGAAGAAGAGACACAGUAUGUGAACAUACAAGUAGUGCCAUCUCGAGAUGACGUAGCUGCUUUCAAGUUCAGGAUCACCACUCAAGCCCUGCGGGAUUUGCAGCCCAGAUUAUCGCAGACGGUGCGCGUGCCGUCUCACAUCUCCCUCCUGCCUUCACUGGUGGAGCGUUUCGUGGCCGUCUUCAACCAACACGUCGACCAGAACCCCGUCUACUAUGUCGACGAGGAGCUGGAAGUGUGCAUCGGCUGCAUGCAGGCCCCGGCGGACGUGAAGCUGCGCCGGCGCUGCCGCUCGCCGCCCGCGCACCUCGUGGGCGGCCCGCCCGAGUGCCAACAAUGCAACUGCAGAGUCCUGUGGUGCAGCUCGUGCAUGGCGCGCUGGUGGGCGGCCCGCGCCUCCGCCGCCGGCGCGCCGCCCGACACCUGGCUCUCCUCUAGAGGGAGCUGCCCCGUCUGCCGGUCCACCUGCUGUCUCCUGGACGUGUGCCCUGCACGCAGCAGGGCGGAGAGCUAAGCCGAGUGAAUUUGUGACGACAUGAAACAUGACAGUCAACUUAACUAAGUUAUGCAAUGUAAAUUAAAAACACAUUAUUUUAAUGCACAAAUAUAAUCAACUUAUAUAACAAUAUUUUUACAAUUAUAUAUUUAAUUAAUUUUAUAAUUCCUCAGUCAUAUAUUUUUUGGACAUUCUUGUAAAACGGUAGUGUUAAAAUCUACUGUACAUUAUUAAAUGAAACGUUGACAACAAAAUGACGACUGCUAAAUCAUUUGUCAUUUGCAUCGCUGUCGCUUUGCGGAUUAUAAAAGCUCCAUAUUGUAUCUAAGCAAAUUGUACACGUACAGUCACCAACUGAAACCUAAAUUUUUUACAAACUUAUUUAAUUUGCAAUGUUGUGCAGUCAAGUCAAGUGACAAAAAUAUGUGUACAUGCCCUUAUUGCCUAUAUAUUAAGUAAGUGUAUACAUAUUUCUGGCACUUAGUCCGCAUCCAUAUUUUUAGACGUGACUGUACAUUCAGGUCGGAACUUGCAAGCUAAAUUAGACCCAUUUCCCAUUACUCAGUAUUGGGGGUUACAGUAUUAUGGUACCAUCGAGCUGAUCUGAUGAUGGAGACAGGAGGUGGCCAUAGGAACUCUGUGAUAAAACAACGCAACCUAAUGUGUUUGGGGUUUUUAGAAUUGUCUUGAUGAGCAUUAGUUGGUUAGUUGCUUGUCAGCGAUAGAAGCUUGUAAUUGUGUAAUCUUGAAAUUUUUGACGAAAGAUUAUUUUUAUUUCUAAUGACUCGUAAUUAUUGUGCUCAAUUGUACUUGUAAGAUUUUUACGUAUAUAUUUGUACGGGGCAUAGGAGCAAUUUAUUUAAAAAUGACCGUUUGUAAUAGAUUUGUUAGAAUGGUAAUCUCAAUAUGAACUGUCAAUAAAUUGAAUGUAUUAGUUUUUUUAAAUUGUAUAUGCAGAUGUGAAUCACAAUCACCGAGCCGGCUCAACACAGCCACGUGUUGUGUGGUCGGGAGGUCAGUCAUGCGCUGACGCAUGUCCAUAAGGUUGGUUAACGUUGUAACGUGCAGAUGUGCAAUGAUGCGGGUUCGAGUCCCACGUCGGCCAGAGUUAAUCAUCAUUGAUUUUUUCAUUGCGAUUGACAUCUGCAUAUACAAUUUAUAGAUUUAUUAAAAAUGGAAAAAUAUUAACAUUUAUUCGUUUUUUAUAUAAUUUUAUGCGUAAUUUUAUUACUCUAACAGAGAUGUAGAUUUCUUAAAAAUAGUCCAAAUUACUGAAGUAAUUUGGGAUAGAUGAAUUUAUAAAAAUAUAUAGUAUAGUAUUUUUUUACAGCUGACUAAUGAUAGUAUUUGUAUAAUUGAUAUGAUUACAGAGUGAAGUGUAUGUAACUGUAUGCCUUCUACAUAUGUAUAGUUUGUCAAUGUAUACUAAGAUUGUCGGUAAAGUAGUGAAUGAUCCUUUCCCAUCGUAUUUUCUCGGGGUCGGUCGUAUUUGUCAUGCUACUUCAGUCAACCUCGGUACAUUUUGUACUGAGACUGACUGAAAUAGCAUAACACGUUCGUACGUUUCCGUAAAAAAGCGAUAGGGAAAAAAUAUUCACUACAUCUGUACUUUAACUGAUGUUUAAUAGCUAAUAGUUAAAAUAUAUGUAAAUGCGUGGUGAUAGGAUGAAAGGAAACUGAACUGUGAACAUUAUUUAAUUAUAUGUAAUUGUAAUAAAAGUCUCUUCCCUUUAGAAAAUUGUGUACUGUCGUGUACCUACGUAACCCGCGUACCGGUGGUAAUUAUUUACUUGUUUACAAUCAGUGUUGGCCGAACGUUAAUUAGAAUUGAAAGAUAACCAUUACAAAUUGAACUAUAAACCGUAACGGACGGUUACAGUAUACGGUUCAAUUUGUAAUGGUUCAUUUUCAAUAUUUUCAAUUCUAAUUAACGUUGGGCCAACACGUUUACGUAUACGAGCAGACUAAUCCAAUUUCGGAUUUUAUUUAUGACUUUAUGAAUAAUUCUCUGUAUUAUUGUGUACUAUUUUACAAAUCAUUAUUUUAAAAUAUAUUUUAUGUAAGAAAUCGUUUUACCUCGACGACUUUUUUUGCGUAAUGAGUUUUCUAUUGUAAGUAUUUGAGUGAUCGCACCGGAAUAAUAUGAUGAUGAUGAAUGUUCUUAAAAUGCCUGAAAUUGUAAAUACAUUAAUAUGUUAAUAAAA
This is a messenger RNA of Cydia pomonella (codling moth), 3417 nucleotides long. Its product is annotated as E3 ubiquitin-protein ligase TM129. Bases 146 to 1231 code for a protein of 361 amino acids. Gene Ontology annotation, molecular function: ubiquitin protein ligase activity. The transcript has 7 exons. The record is from RefSeq and is a predicted model, not a curated record. Lineage: Eukaryota; Metazoa; Arthropoda; Insecta; Lepidoptera; Tortricidae. Gene Ontology annotation, biological process: protein ubiquitination. Gene Ontology annotation, cellular component: endoplasmic reticulum; membrane.